AUGUCAUCCGGGGAUGACCCGCCGGCACCGUCUUCGGCGCGGUGUUCCCCGUUUGAUGCGCCACCGCCUCCCUACAACCAUGACUUCCCUCCGUCAUCGCCUUUUCCAGAGUCAGAUGUUCAGGAAGUGUCUCCAUCGAUUGCCAACUCUUUAAAGAACUUGGUUCGCACUCCUGCCGAGGUCAGCUUACAGUUUCCUGCGCCCAGCAUUGCCUCUACUGGCGAAGGUGUGGAGAGAGAUGCACGCCUGCAUCGUAAGGAACUCGAAGAUGCUUUGGCGGAUACCAAGUUCGGUUACGGAACGGCUGGGCGUCCCCAACUCCUGCAACUGACGGAGGAAGAACAGCAGCGGUUUCAAAAGCGGAUGGAAGAAAUGUGUUUGGAUGGUCCUGCGUACAGGAGUUCUGGAAAUAAUUCUGCUGGAGAGGCGGAGGGCUCGGAUAACAACGAAAGCCGGCCAUCGCAGAAGGAGCGGACCCUUCUGCUGGAACGCCAGCUGAGCGGGCUUCACAUUUUCGCGGAUGGGAACGCAGAUAAGGGCGGGACGACUUCGGAAGCGGCGUCCAGUGGUCCUCCACCGAACACCGGAAGGAAUAAUCCCUCUCAGGAAAUCAGUAGACACUACUCGCCUGUUGUGCACUACGAUCGACAAGGAAUCCGGAUGGACUACGUUCCUCCCAUCUACCGCUUCCGAGCCAACGAGCUUGCGUCUCCCGGUCGUGCGUCGCCGUUGAGUGUCAACGCAUCCCCUAUCGCUCCAAGUAGUCGCAAGAAACAGAUCCAAGACCACCAAACAUCACCGGUGCGAAUCUCUCGCAAUACAGGUCUAGAAAAGGAUAGACUUCGAGAAGAGGACGAUAGCGAUGGUGACAAGGAUACAGGCGCGGAGGAGUGGCAAACUCGUCCAUUGAACCGGAUGCGGGAAGCGGCCGGGGUUGACAAGAUGAUACAUGGUGAUUUGAUGGCGACACCGGUCACCAAACAUACUCAGAAUUACUCUGUGUCGAUUCCUCGUCACAACAGGCCUGUUAAACAAGUUACACCCACGACGGCAUCGGUGAUACCCGAUGAUCCCUUUCAGGUGGAUCCUCGUCGACUCUCCUUCUCUCCAUGUGGCGGGGCUCAGUACUGUGAGCGGAACCACAAACACCAAGCCAUCAUCAGCCCUCCAGUUGUGCCGCAAGUGUGGCUUUCACAAGCACCAUCGCCCGGGCUCUCUGGCUAUAAUCCGUUCAAUACUUCAACAGAUCCGCGUCAGACAAGGGACACUCCCCAGCCUAUUACCCCGAAAAACUGGACCAUGCGCGCAAUUCCACCCUCUCCCGCCAUCGUGCAGACUCCUGGGUUGGUGGGAAAGCGAACCGUCCUCCCGACUCCAAACAUUCAUCGUCAGCAAGCUCUGGUCCACCACCAGUCGCGAUCGGAUAGUAAGGCACCAACGAACUCAGAUCAUGACUCUACGGAAUCAUUUUCGUCUACCAAAACCCAAUACGCGGGUCAAGGAUACGCUGGUCGACGCCGAAAAGGUGUAGACUCGUCAGAAGAUGAGUUCAACGUUCACUCGGUUUUCUUCCCUCAAAAGAAGAAGAAGGCGAACGCAAACGGCGUGGCUGUCUCGAGUCGCCUAAUGGUUCCAACACAGAGCUCCCGCGCAAGAUCGAAAGUUCGCACUGAGAGGGAUAACAAGCUGCUGAAUAAUCCCGGAGUUUUCAAUACUGGUCCAGUUGCCCAGACUCACACCAGGAGAGUUCCCGAUCUCGGAGGCAAGGCUCAGGAUUUCACUCAUAAUGCUCGUGGAAUAUCGCGAGCGAGACCACCGUGGGAGGGCAUCGCCGUAGUUCCUGCUGAGUUCGUUGGUGCCGCUGUGGAUAUUCUGGAAAAGAGCCACCGCGCUGAACAUGAUCACCAAGGACGCAAGCAGGGGUUUUCGAGGCAGGUGGGUGUUGAAGGCCCACGCAGAUUUCCGGCCAGCAUGGGGUUCCAUGCUGUCCCAACGAAUACUAUGAGGCAGCCUGUGCAGCAUUCAUACGGAAGUACCGCCUUUAGCGGGGGCAUGUACCAAGAUCCGUCCCUCACCGGUCGUCGACACGGUUUGCAUCCCUCCCCUGAGAAGCCACUACGCCGCAACAAGUCCCGUGCUCGCUUUGGCGAACCUUUGGAAGACAGGAUACCUGGUGGCUACAUCUCCAAGCUCGGUACGCAGGCCACUCAUCGCCAGGCCCCCGUCGAUACCCGGCCUGCACCUGUCCAGACUUCCGGAAGACGUCACACCCCGCCGAAUCGCCUUUUCACGGCUGUGUCGACCCACAAUUUGAACGUGUUCGACAGGCUGUGCGCUCCUACCGCCGCAUCGCGGGCUCGUGCUAGAUCCCAGAGGUCCGGCUCACGCCCCGACUCGCGGAACGGAGCGAGCUACGAUCCGUGUUUCACAGCCCAUGGCCACCGCAGCGCUCACCCGGUUGCGCCCGGCAGCGCCCGCCGCGAACCACCCAUUUACGCGCCAGAUCCCCGCACUCCACAGACCCAGCUCGAGGCCUGGGAGCAGCGCGGAUACGCCGCGUACGAGGCUGCUAGACUCAUCGAGAAGAGCAGCUUCACAAUGGAGCAGAAGCACGGAAUUCAGCACCUCCAUAGGCUUAUCAACGCGGUCUUCGUGGGCAUGAAGCUGAGGGCUCCCGAGAAGGAAGCUAAGAUUGAGACCGCCUUCGGCGAGGUCGUCGCUCAGCUCAACUUGCUGUUCUUCCUGCUCGAAGGAAAGCCCGAUGAGGCCCAUGUUGCCAAGAUGAUUGCCAGAGUUGCCGCCCGCGGAAACUAG
Messenger RNA from Tricharina praecox, 2814 nucleotides. RefSeq lists its product as uncharacterized. The coding region runs from base 1 to 2814 and encodes 937 amino acids. The transcript has 2 exons. The record is from RefSeq and is a predicted model, not a curated record. NCBI's taxonomy places the organism in Eukaryota, Fungi, Ascomycota, Pezizomycetes, Pezizales, Pyronemataceae.